AUGGUACAGCUGUUCCCCAGGAUAACUUACUAUGAAAAAACCCAGAUGGAGCUGGCCUUUUCCCCCAUUCCCUCUUCCAGAACCAAGAGAGCCAUAGGGACGUCAGCAAUCUUACUGUCCUCGUUGGUUGGCCUAGAAAUACCUGGGGCGACUGGGGUCGGUACUUCUGCCUUGAUUUUACAGGACAAAAAUUAUAGGGCUCUCCAAGUAGCCAUCGAUUCUGAUCUCAAAAAUUUAGAACAGUCCAUCACUAAGUUAGAGGAGUCCCUAAACUCUUUAACAGAAGUUACUUUACAAAACAGAAGAGGCCUAGACCUCCUCUUCAAGCAACAAGGAGGCCUAUGUACAGCUCUAGGGAAAGAAUGCUGUUUCUAUGUUAACCACUCAGGUGUUAUUAGAGAUUCUAUGGCGCUGCUUAGGAAAAGGAUUAAGGACAGAGAGCCUAAGGACACAGGAUGGUAUAAACAAUUGUUCAAUUGGUCCCCAUGGCUCACCACCUUACUCUCAGCCCUGGCCGGGCCUGUAAUCCUCCUCCUAUUAAUGUUGACUAUAGGGCCAUACAUAAUUAACCGGCUGCUAACUUUUGUCAGAGAACAGCUCCCAUAUUAUACUACCUCUCUCAGCUACUGCCCAUUUCUGGUCCCACUCCUUAAAAAGGGUCUCUGUGUACUAUGCCACUUCCUCCCCAUCCUUUCUCUCCUGGAUCUCUUCCUAUCAAACUUGCAUCUCCUCACUGAGGUGAAAAGUUCAAUGGUAAAGUUGAGUGACAAUGGAUAUGAUGGCAUUGUCAUUGCAAUUAACCCCAGUGUACCAGAAGAUGAAAAACUCAUUGAAAACAUAAAGGACAUGGUAACUGAAGCUUCUACUUAUCUAUUUCAUGCCACCAAACGAAGACUUUACUUCAGGAAUGUAAGCAUUUUAAUUCCAGUGACCUGGAAGUCAAAGUCUGAGUAUUUAAUGCCAAAACAAGAAUCAUAUGAACAGGCAGAUGUCAUAGUUGCUGAUCCUUACCUAAAAUAUGGAGAUGAUCCCUACACACUUCAAUACGGACAAUGUGGAGAGAAAGGACAAUAUAUACAUUUUACUCCAAACUUCCUGUUGGCUAACAACCUGAUGAUCUAUGGGCCCCGAGGCAGAGUAUUUGUCCACGAGUGGGCCCAUCUUCGGUGGGGGAUAUUUGAUGAGUAUAAUGUGGACCGUCCAUUCUAUAUUUCCAGAAAGAACACUGUUGAAGCAACAAGAUGUUCCACUCAUAUUACUGGUAUGAAUGUGGUUUUCAACCAGUGUCAGGGAGGCAGCUGUAUAACAAGGUCAUGCAGACGUAACUCACAGACAGGGCUGUAUGAAGCAAAAUGUACAUUUAUCCCAGACAAAUCCCAGACUGCAAAGGACUCCAUAAUGUUCAUGCAAAGUUUUGAUUCUGUAACUGAAUUUUGCACAGAAAAAACACACAAUACAGAAGCUCCAAACCUACAAAACAAAAUGUGCAACCACAGAAGCACAUGGGAUGUAAUCAAAGACUCUGCUGACUUUCAGAAUGUAUCUCCCAUGACAGAAACAAAAGUACCACCUCAUCCUAUGUUUUCAUUGCUCAAGUCCAAACAACGAGUAGUCUGUUUGGUACUUGAUAAAUCUGGAAGCAUGAGUGCAGAUGCCCGUCUUGUUCGAAUGAAUCAAGCGGCAGAACUGUUCUUAGUUCAAAUUAUUGAAAAGGAAUCUAUGGUUGGGAUGGUCACAUUCGAUAGUGUUGCUAAAAUCCAAAAUAAUCUAAUAAAAAUAACUGAUGAUAGUGCUUACCUAAAGAUCACUGAAAACCUGCCUCAAAAUGCUGGCGGUGGAACUUCAAUCUGUAGUGGACUAAAAGCAGGAUUCCAGGCAAUUAUCUACAGUAACCAGACUACUUUUGGUUGUGAAAUCAUACUGCUAACAGAUGGAGAAGAUAAUGGUAUAAGUUCAUGCUUUGAGGAGAUCAAACAAAGUGGUGCAAUUAUCCACACUAUUGCUCUGGGACCUGCAGCUGCCAAAGAGCUAGAGACCCUAUCAACUAUGACAGGAGGACAUCGUUUUUAUGCCAAUAAAGAUAUAAAUGGCCUCAUUGAUGCUUUCAGUAGAAUUUCAUCAAGAAGUGGCAGCAUCUCUCAGCAGGCUCUUCAAUUGGAGAGUAAAGUCUUGAAUAUUACAGGGAAGAAAUGGAUAAAUGGUAAAGUGUCUGUGGAUAGCACCAUUGGAAAUGACACAUUCUUUGUUGUCACCUGGACAAUGCAAAAGCCAGAAAUUAUUCUUCAAGAUCCAAAAGGAAAACAAUAUAAAACCUCAGAUUUCAAAGAGGAUAAGCUAAAUAUUCAGUCUGCCCGUCUUCGAAUACCAGGCAUUGCAGAGACAGGUGCUUGGAGUUACAGCCUUUUAAACACUCACGCCAAACCUCAGUUGCUAACAGUGACAGUGACCACACGAGCGAGAAGUCUUACCACACUCCCAGUGGUUGCAGCUGCUCACAUGAGACAGAACACGGCUCGGUACCCCAGCCCAGUGAUUGUCUAUGCACAAGUCAGCCAAGGGUUUUUGCCUGUUCUGGGAGUCAAUGUAACAGCCAUCAUAGAAACUGAAGGCGAGCAUCAAGUAGCACUGGAGCUCUGGGACAAUGGUGCAGGUGCUGAUACUGUCAAGGAUGAUGGCAUCUACUCAAGAUAUUUUACAGAUUACCAUGGAAAUGGUAGAUAUAGUUUAAAAGUACGUGCCCAGGCAAGAAAAACCACAACUAGACUAAGUUUAAGACAACAGAACAAGUCUCUAUAUAUACCUGGCUACAUUGAAAAUGGUAAAAUCACACUGAACCCACCAAGACCAGAAGGGAAAGGAAACCUGGCAGCAGCUGACCUAGAAGACUUCAGCAGACUCACCUCUGGAGGGUCAUUCACUGUGUCAGGAGUGCCCCCUACUAUUAACCAUGCUCAUGUGUUCCCACCCAAUAAAAUUGCAGACCUAGAGGCUGUAUUUAAAGGGGAUCAUAUUCAACUUUCAUGGACUGCCCCUGGCAAUGUCCUUGAUAAAGGAAAAGCUGACAGCUACAUUAUACGAAUCAGUACACAUUUCCUGGAUCCCCACAAAGAUUUUGACAAUGCUACCUUAGUGAAUACUUCUGGUCUGAUACCUAAGGAGGCUGGCUCAAAAGAACACUUUGAAUUUAAGCCAGAACAUUUCAAAAUUGAAAAUGGCACCAAGUUCUAUAUUGCAAUUCAAGCCAACAAUGAAGGCAAUCUCACCUCACAAGUUUCCAACAUUGCACAAGUAACCAAGUUCACUGAGUCACCAGAACCCAGUGUCCCUGCUCUGGGUACCAAGAUUUCUGCAAUCAGUUUGGCAAUUUGGGGAUUAGUGGUGAUUCUAUCUACAUUUUAA
Messenger RNA from Castor canadensis (American beaver), 3399 nucleotides. RefSeq names its product calcium-activated chloride channel regulator 1-like. Gene Ontology annotation, biological process: chloride transport. NCBI's taxonomy places the organism in Eukaryota, Metazoa, Chordata, Mammalia, Rodentia, Castoridae. Gene Ontology annotation, cellular component: plasma membrane. The record is from RefSeq and is a predicted model, not a curated record. Gene Ontology annotation, molecular function: intracellularly calcium-gated chloride channel activity.